Medicago truncatula (barrel medic) is the source of this 2369-nucleotide messenger RNA. RefSeq names its product E3 ubiquitin-protein ligase WAVH1. The record is from RefSeq and is a predicted model, not a curated record. The coding region runs from base 202 to 2037 and encodes 611 amino acids. Lineage: Eukaryota; Viridiplantae; Streptophyta; Magnoliopsida; Fabales; Fabaceae. The transcript has 2 exons.
AUAAACAAAUAUGCAUUGAGUGAGGAAAUCAAAAUAUAAAGGAGGAAUAGAGUAGCUCUUUUGAAUCAAAUAUUCCACUGCCUUUUCCACCAUUUCUAAAGAGCAAAAAAGCUCUCAACUUCUCUAAAACUUUAUAUCAACCAAACAAUCAAACUCCUCAUAUACACACAACAAGUGUAAGAACACAAAAAACAACUCAUUAUGGUAGCUGGAUGGAGAAGAGCGUUUUACACAUCCAAAGACAAAGACACCAAAAUAUUAGCUGAGAGCCACCAACAACAACAUUUGGACUUUGACAACAUCAAUGGUAGUCCUCAAAUCAAUCCUUCUAAAUUCACAUUUUCCACUACCCCACCAACUAGUCCGAACCUCCAUUGUCGAAUCUCAGAUUCUUCACUUCUGGAUGGCAACAAAAGCAACAACAGUCCUAAGUGGUCUUCCCAUAACUCGCCAUCAUCAUCUUAUUACUCUCUUCUCAAAGCCACCUUACGCCUUUCCAAAAAUUUAUGUGGAAUUUGUACGCAUAGUGUGAAAACUGGUGAAGGAAAAGCAAUUUUCACAGCAGAAUGCUCUCAUAUCUUUCACUUUCCAUGCAUAGCAGCUCACGUGAAAAAUCAACAAAUCAUCACGUGCCCUGUAUGCGGAACAAACUGGAACGAUCUUCAACCGGAGAAAACUGCAGAGAACGCCAAAACAACGACGUUGUCGAAGCUUCCAAACUACAACGACGACGAGCCACUCCUGUCCUCUGCCUCCGUUUCUCGCUUCAGCACCAUACCCGAAAACGAAGAAGAAGAACUAGAAAAAGAAGAAAAUGAAGAAAACAAAGAACCUGUUGAAUUUCAAGGCUUAGAUGUUUCUUCAACAAAAACAUUUGAAGCGUUUUUUCUACCAGAAACUGCUCUAGUAGCAUCUAACAAGAGCUUCGAGACGUUAAUUGCAGUGUUAAAGGUGAAGGCAAAGCCGUAUAAUGCGGUGGUAAAUCGGCCGCCGGUGGAUCUUGUCACGGUGGUGGAUAUAGGUUGUUCAAUUUCCGGUGAAGAUAUUUUGAAACUCAAACGUUCAAUGCAAGUUGUAAUCUCUGCGCUCAAUUCCUCCGAUCGUCUCUCCGUCGUUGUAUUCUCCAGUGGAUCAAAACGGUUGUUUCCUUUGCGGAGAAUGACCGGCCGCGGUCGCAGAUCGGUGCGUCGGAGCAUAGAAGCGAUCGGUGUUGAUGAGAUGAAUGGUGACGGAUUUCCGGCGAGGAAGGAGGCGGUGAAGAAAGCCGCGAAGAUUCUAGAAGAUCGGAGACAGAAGAAUCCUGUUGCCAAAAUUAUACUUCUUACAAAUGGAAAUGGUCAUGAAGAUAGGAGAUUAUCUUCCACGCGCUUGCCUAAUUUGGAAAUUCCAGUCCACGCACUCAACUACUCACACGCGCUUCAUGACGGCGCGUUUUCAGAAUGCAUCGGUAAUUUGUUGCGCGUGGUUGCUCAAGACAUCAAAUUUGAAUUCCAAAACGGGUCAGAGUCAAGUUUCACCGCUAAACUCUUGCCAGGAUUUGCCACAAUGGGAGAUCUUCACGCGGCGGAGGAGAGAGAGUUGCUUGUUGAGUUAAAAGUACCUUCAUCACAUGGGUUCCAUACCCACGCUCUUUCAGUACGGUCCUCUUAUUGUGACUCGUUUACUAAAGAGGUUGUCCAUUCGAAGGAGCGUUCGAUUAUUGUUCCACGCCCUGUCUCCAUUAAAUUGUUAGACCCUAAGAUCAAACAAUUGAUACGUUUACACAUCAAUGCUCGAGCUUCAAUUAAACAUUCAAGUCCCGAUGCGGCUCAUGAAUGGUUGCGAAGGCUUGAAGCCGAAGAAACCGAGUCACGGCUUCGCGGACAACCUAAGUUGAGGAGCCAUAAGCUCAGAAGAAAUAGUUUGGAGGAAAAGAUGGAGCCGCUUACGCCGAUAUCGGCUUGGAAAGCAGCUGAGAAACUGGCUAAAGUGGCUAUCAUGAGAAAGUCUAUGAAUAAAGUCAGUGAUUUACAUGGCUUUGAAGAUGCCAGAUUCUAAAUGUAUUUUUUUCUUAUUGUCAUAAUGUUUUCUUUAGGUUAUUGUCGGUGAAAAUAUGUUAAUAAAAUUUUUGUAAUAAUUAAAAAAAAUGGCAAAAGCAUAAAUGGAAUUGGCCCAUGACUCAUAAUAGUGACAAGAAGUACCAACCGGGUUGGCCCUUUUGUGAAUAGAAAAGAAAUAGAUUGUGAUUGCCAAGUGAGAUUUUAGGUAUAAGAAGAAUUUUAGAAAUACAAUUAUUGGAGUUGUAAUUUUUGUCCUUUAGUUUCUCUUUCAAAUAUGUAUGUAUAAUUGAAGCUGUUGUUGGGUCUCAUCAAGGAAAAUGUUAAAAAUUA